AUGUUCAAAGCUAUUGGGAAUGGGGCUCUCGCAGCCGUCAGCUUUGUCUGGCGUUGGUCAGUUCCCUACAACAGCCGCAACCGCCCGAUAGACCCCGUCUACGCUGCUGUCUGGAGUACUGGAAGUGAUGAGAACAGUAUCCUGGACAUUGUUCAGCAGUGCUUUCCUGACAUCCCUCGCCAUGAGCUGCCCAAGGAAGAAGAGGCCAUCCGCCGCUUGGUGCGAGAGCGCUUCCCACCAGGUGGAAACGGCCCUUUAUCUUCCUCGUCAUCAACCUGCCACGAAGGAAAAGACGCCAGGAGCUCUCGUGCCUCGAGCAUCACUCAAGUUGACCAAGAAGAGGCCAUCCAUGCUGAGAAGCAAAGGCAAAAGAUGCUCGACUCCGCCGAGGAAACAUGGCAACACCUCCCUACAGCCCUCUGCUCCCUUCUUGCUAGCCUAAAUGCUCAAAACAUUGAAAAGAAGCUUACAUCUCUGCUUACUGCUCCUUUCCAUACCUCUUCCGGUCGUGGUGCCAUUCGCCGUGCCUCGUCGGGCGUACAUCGCACAUUGGCCAUGUGGCGGCAUGGCUUCAAAGCCGCCGUACCACGCACAGAGCGCUUCUUCACCAAUCUUUUCAUCAUAUUCCUCGUCGCCAGCGCCUGCUAUCCUGAUGUUGCGGCUGGAUUCCUCGGCGAGCGCUCAUACAACCAGCGGUCAAUCGGUGGACGCAUUGUCACCCUGUGCCAACUGUGGUUUCUCUGGCGCUACCCAUACCAUUCGUUGUGGCUUCUCUUUAAUUGGAGUCUGGAGCGACUGCUAGGUGCCUUUGUUGGUAGCACCGUGUAUGCUCUGGCGGCUGUGGUGCCGUCGAUCCACGCCGCGUACAAGACGUCGUGGUUCCGCAUCAUGAUGCUUGUGCUGUCCAUGUCCUGGCAGAUUAGUGUUCAAUUUUCGCCAACGGUGCGCGAUUACCUGAUGCGUCUUGUCACGAGACGUCAGAUGCGAUUGCUGCGCGCUCGUAGCGAUGACGAAAAGGUCAUUGACUGGGUCGCGGCAGACAAGGCCAUCAAUGCCGAGCUCACCACGAUCAAGACUUUUACAGCGCAAGCCGAGGUCGUCGCGGCUGAGAAUGUGCCUAUUCGGGUCCGCACCGAGCGUUAUAUCCAAUACACUGCGGGCUAUAAGCUUGGCCGUCCCGCUGAUCAACUGGUUGGGCUAUUCAAGGAUGACCUGGAAGGCAUCAUCAACACAUAUGAGGACUAUCAGUCCACCAGCCCUGCCACUGCGCCGCAAGACGACGGCCACGUAGAGCCGCGGGCGCCCAAGUUCCUUCUCGUCUUCUUUGACAUGGCCAUAUUUGCCUAUGUUUGCUACUCCUUCUACCCUCAGCCGUUUACAUUCAAUACGGUCGUCGCGUACGGCACCGUUGUCUGCAUCAAACAGGCCAUCAUUGCGUGUAAGCGCUACCAGACGCCAAAGAGCGCCCGGCGACUGUUCACCAACAUGGUGUCCAUUAACAUUAUUGGAAUGUUCCUGGUGUCGACGCCUGUGACGAUCAACAGGGAUGUGCUCAAGAGCGACGUCAAUUUCAUAGCUCUGACGCUGGCCAUGGUGUUUGCGACGCUGUUUCUCGCGGAGACAAUUGCGCCGCUGCUGCUGGCGUGUGUCGAGGGUCUUGUGUCGGGCUGCAGCUGGGUGAAGAGCAAGGUGCGCCCCAAGAAGAGUAGCGCGAGCGAAGAGAAGUCGAAAAUAGGAUCUGCGACUGCGACUGCGAGUUCGCCAGAGGUUCAGUCGUCGAGAGGUGGAGAAAAGAAGGAGGCUUCUGUGCGAGAAGCGCAAUUAAAAUAG
Messenger RNA from Beauveria bassiana ARSEF 2860, 1830 nucleotides. RefSeq lists its product as uncharacterized. The record is from RefSeq and is a predicted model, not a curated record. NCBI's taxonomy places the organism in Eukaryota, Fungi, Ascomycota, Sordariomycetes, Hypocreales, Cordycipitaceae. The coding region runs from base 1 to 1830 and encodes 609 amino acids. The transcript has a single exon.